AUGGUCAAACCCUGGCACACAUAGAGGUUGAGAAAACGAUGAUUAACUACAAUGGAAUGGAUUCCCCUGCAAUGCAUGGAUUCCUGACAUGAGAUCUGCAAGUGACGGGUAAGCUUCAUGAAGGAAUCAUGCCAUUUGUCUUGAUCUGUGGACUGCCUAGCAGUGGGAAGACUUGCAGAAGCAAAGAGUUAGAAGCUUACCUUGUGUCCAACCACGGUGAUCGGGAGGUAACAACGGUGGGAGAUGAUUAUAUUGGAGCAGACAGGAACACCGCUUAUGCCGAUUCCAAAAAGGAGAAGGAGAUUCGCGGGACACUUAAGUCAGCAGUGAUUAGAAAACUCUCCAAAGAUAGUGUACUUAUCCUGGACUCCUUAAACUACAUCAAAGGUUUUAGAUAUGAGCUGUACUGUGCCGUCAAGUCAUCUCAAACACCUCACUGUGUGAUUUAUUGCGAUACUACUGCAAACGUAGCUUCAGAGUGGAACACAAACAGACGACCGGAAGAAAGAUACUCACAAGAAAUAUUUGAUGCCUUGGUGAUGCGGUUUGAACCACCUGAUGCAAAAAAUCGUUGGGACUCCCCGCUCUUCACGGUGCAUGCGGAGGAUGAACUUCCAUGUCAGGCGAUAUGCGAUGCCAUAUUCAGUAGGAAAGCCCCACCUCCCAGCUUGUCCACCGUCUCGCAACCCCUAUCUGCGACCAAUUUCCUCCAUGAGUUGGACAAGAUAACUCAGGAAAUUGUCACAACACUUAUUGCAGCUCAGAAGACAAGCCUUCCUGGUGACAUCGUCAGUAUUCCUGGGUCACAAGAUAAAAUCAACCUGACAAGGAGUGUGAGCGCUGCCGAGCUACAGCGUAUCCGUCGUCAGUUCAUCACUUACACCAAGCUUCAUCCAGUGGAGGAUGUAGCCAAGCUGCAUGGCAUGUUUGUACAAUAUCUCAACAACGGCAUCAGAUGAUACCUGUGUAUGUUUGCCAUCAUCAAUUUUUUUGUAUGAAUGUUUUUAAACCUUGCCUGCUCCAAGCCCUGUUAAGAACACCUGCACAGUAUAUAUCUAAAUAUAGGAUGAACACUCCUAGGCCCAAUUUCACAGCGCUGCUAAGCACACAAUUUUAUGCUGACAGGGGCUCUGUAUAUUUCGUGGAGACUGUAAGUGGUAAGCAUGGUAAAAGGCAUGCUAUCCUUGUAGGAAAAAUUUGCUUAACGUAUCGUGACAAAACAAUGGAAAUCUCUGUGCGCACGCACUCAUAAGCACAACCAUGACAAGCACCGUCAUGAAAUCGUGCUUACAGUUAGCAAACUUUCUACUAUAGUCAGCACAACUUCUCUGCUAACUGUUGAGCAGUGCCAUGACAUCGGGCCCUGGCUUCAGGUGCAAUAGGCUGUACCUCCGCUAGAAAAACUGCGACUGAAAGUGCUUCUAGUUUUGGAGUUUCGUCUUUCUCGCUGCAUCCCCCAUACCAAAAUAUGGGAUGUGUCAGUCAUUUCACUUCAGGGGAUGAUUGUCAAACAUCACACUGUUUUCUCCACUUGGCAUAACUGCUGUUGUGGGUACUUUAUAUAGCUGGUGUCAAGUAAUAUAGGGAAGAGAUGGUAGUAAACAUCAAAUCAAUUCUAACUAGGUUGACAUUGUGGAAAAUGUGUCACUUUUAGAGUCGGUGUUCAGUAUGAACCUAUUUAACAGGGCAUGCAAGUUUUCCUUGGAUCAGCUGAUUUCCUUGUUUUUCACUGCACAGUCACGCUAUUGAAAGUUGAAAAAUACUGUACAAAGUCUUGUAAACGUAAGAAUUUCCUUAUUUUUGGUCAAAGUCCAAGUUGCAUGCCUGUCUUCAAAAGCAACCUUUUGCAUUGGAUUUACAACCCCCAUCAACUCUAGAUAUGAUAAUUCUGGUUAUCUGAUUUCAUACAUGCCAUUAGAAAUUGGGCGGCCACCCCACAGACCAGUCAGAAUAAAGUAACAAACACUGCAAAGAUUUGUGCUCUUUUUUAGUUAUACAGUCUUUAUUUCUCAAAAACCAGGGACUGUAGAUCAAAUGCUAACUGUACUGUUUUAUCUCGUGAACUUGGGUUUGCAACAUUAGGGACUGUUUGACAGUUAACUGUCUGAUGGUAUUUGAAACCAGAUUUUGUUAAGUUGCCACCUGCUGGCAGUAAUGCCAUUGCAGAACUUGAAUAAAAACAGAGCAAAUAAUGAAACUA
This is a messenger RNA of Acanthaster planci (crown-of-thorns starfish), 2200 nucleotides long. RefSeq names its product protein KTI12 homolog. The record is from RefSeq and is a predicted model, not a curated record. NCBI's taxonomy places the organism in Eukaryota, Metazoa, Echinodermata, Asteroidea, Valvatida, Acanthasteridae.